AUGUCGUCAGAUGCAGGAACAGCUGGGACUUCCAAUUCCGUGGCACCAGCAGCCGCGCAAUCCGGCGGAGGAAACAACUCGAGCCAACAUGUGGUGAUCUCCGAGGCACGUCAGCCAUUCCGUGCCGUGAACGAAGACCUGUUCACACCCUUGAGCGUGCCGAUCGGACCCUACCAUCGUGCUAGUUGCUCAGAUAGAUGGAAGCAAGAGAAGAAGCGCGUGGCCGAGGAGACCGUGAAGUAUCUCCAGGAUUCGCGUGGCCAGGAAGCAGCGUAUCAGCUCGAGGAGAAGGUUGGGCAGCUGGUGGAGGAUGUGAGGGGGUGUUACGGCGGUUUGCCCGACAUGAAAUCCGAGGAGUUGGUCAGCAUGCUGCUGCAUGAUGGGUGCUACGUGCUCAAGUUCUUCGUACAAUACCCUGGACAUCCGGAUGUCAGUCCGCCCAGAGGCGAGGACAACACGGUGAUGCGCGACAUCAUGUACCUCCUUGAGAACCAGUUGCCUAUGAUCGUCCUUAAACGGAUCCAUCAGUGCCUGGUGCCUGAGAGAUCCGUCGUCAACGACGUAGAAGACCGUGUUCUGGGACUGCUGAGUGCACAGCUCUACAUCAGAGGAGUAAAGAAGCCGCGGCAGGCGGUGUCUUCUCACCUCCUGGAACUGGUGCACACCUACUUCCAGCCACGAUUGGACCACUCUUCCAUUUCCGUAGAUUCUGCUGAACAAUCGGAAUCUCACCAGCAGAGAAGUGCAACUAGAAACAAUGUUCAGAAUGACGCUGAAGUCACGGGUAAUACGCGCCGUUGCAUGGGGCGGUGGCGCCGGGCGACAGAGUACAGCAGGUACGGCGACGUGCAGCUCAAGCGUCAGGAGUUCGCGGCCGGUGUGGUGGAAUCCAUUCUUGACGUGAGUCUUGAAGGAAGGACGCUGUUGAUCCCACGCCUGCGGAUUGUUAGCAGCACUUGGACGAUCCUACGCAAUCUGAUGGCGCUAGAGGAGCAGACAGGCGGAGACGGGAGCCCCGUCACAGCCUACUGCCUGUUCAUGUCGCAGCUGGCGUCUAAGGUGGAGGACAUUGAGCUCCUGAAGCGCAAAGAGAUCGUCGAUCACUAUUGGGGUAACGACGAGGAGGUCGCACAAGGCUUCGCCGACCUCUGCAAGAAGGUGGUCUUGGACGUCGACGACGUCGACAGUAACUACCUAGGCCACAUAUGGCACCGGCUGCAUGAGCGCUGCGAGAGCCUGGGGCACAACUGCUUGGGAUCAUUCCGCCAAAGGCACUGCGGCGACUCCAUGCGCAUCCUUGCAUUCGUCACCGCUGGCUUACUGUUUGCUUUUCAGCUGAUUCAGGUCAUCCUUACCGGUUUCUCCUUACGACAACAAGGCAAGUAA
This is a messenger RNA of Triticum turgidum subsp. durum (durum wheat), 1386 nucleotides long. Lineage: Eukaryota; Viridiplantae; Streptophyta; Magnoliopsida; Poales; Poaceae. The record is from the annotation of a GenBank genome assembly.